Budorcas taxicolor (takin) is the source of this 1032-nucleotide messenger RNA. RefSeq names its product olfactory receptor 7A17-like. The transcript has a single exon. Gene Ontology annotation, molecular function: olfactory receptor activity; G protein-coupled receptor activity. Bases 1 to 1032 code for a protein of 343 amino acids. Gene Ontology annotation, cellular component: membrane. NCBI's taxonomy places the organism in Eukaryota, Metazoa, Chordata, Mammalia, Artiodactyla, Bovidae. Gene Ontology annotation, biological process: G protein-coupled receptor signaling pathway. The record is from RefSeq and is a predicted model, not a curated record.
AUGUGCACACAUGUAGAAAUUAAUCAUGCUAUAUUUUUCUUCCCUAGUAGUGAUCACCACCACGUGGUACAAGGAAAUGAUACAGGAAUGGCACAAUUUAUUCUUCUAGGAUUAUCAGAGGAACUAGAACUGCAGCCUCUCAUAUUUGGACUUUUCCUCUUCAUGUUCCUGAUCACUGUGUUUGGGAAUCUGCUCAUCAUUUUUGCCACCAUCUCAGACUCCCACCUCCACACCCCCAUGUACUUCUUCCUCUCCAACCUGUCCUUUGUAGACAUCUGUUUCAUCUCCACCACCAUCCCAAAGAUGCUGAUGAACAUACAGACACAGAGCAAAGACAUUUCCUAUGAAGGCUGCAUCACCCAGAUGCAUUUUUACAUACUGUUUGUAGAGCUGGAGAACUUAAUUCUAACUGUCAUGUCCUAUGACCGCUUCAUAGCCAUCUGUGACCCCCUGCACUACACAGUCAUCAUGAGCCCUGUUCUCUGUGGACAGAUAGUGCUCCUAUCCUGGAUGAUGAGUGCCCUGAAUUCCUUAGUACAAAGCUUACUGGUACUGAGACUAUAUUUCUGUACAGUCUUGGAAAUCCCCCACUUUUUCUGUGACUUGAAAGAAGUACUCCGACUUGCUUGUUCUGACGCUGUUCUUAAUAACGCUGUGAUGUAUUUUGCAGUUGGGCUGUUUGGUGCCGUCCCCCUGGCUGGUAUAUGUUACUCAUACUCUAGGAUAGUUUCCUCCAUAUGUAGAAUCUCAUCAGCUGAGGGGAAGUAUAAAGCAUUUUCCACCUGUGCAUCUCACCUCUCUGUUGCUUCCUUAUUUUAUUGUACGGGUUUAGGAUUAUAUCUUAGCUCUACUGCUACCCACAGCUCACAUUCAAGUGCAAUAGCCUCGGUGAUAUACAUUGUGGUCACACCCAUGCUGAACCCUUUCAUCUACAGUCUGAGGAAUAAAGACGUAAAGAGGGCUCUGAGAAGAUUCUUUGGAGUGGCAGCUAUGAAAGGGCCAUUUGUCCUGGGGCUGAGGAAGUCCUGGUAA